Molecule: messenger RNA, 4391 nt
Organism: Anolis sagrei ordinatus
Lineage: Eukaryota; Metazoa; Chordata; Lepidosauria; Squamata; Anolidae
Gene: ABHD12
Product: abhydrolase domain containing 12, lysophospholipase
Biological process (GO): monoacylglycerol catabolic process; phosphatidylserine catabolic process
Cellular component (GO): endoplasmic reticulum membrane
Molecular function (GO): phosphatidylcholine lysophospholipase A1 activity; monoacylglycerol lipase activity
Source: RefSeq, a predicted model, not a curated record
UCUGAUUGGUGGAGCCUGGGAGGUGCCUCUCAAUCGCCCUGCCCUGUUGCUGGGCUGAGAGGAUGUAGCGGCGGAGAGCGUCUUCCCUCAGAGCGAGUCUGGUCUUGCUUGCUUACUGCUGCUGCUGCUGGGAACCUCCUCGCCGGGAUGAGAAAGCGGAACGAGUCCGUCACGUUGGAGCAUGAGCCUCUGGAGAAGGGCUUCAGCCUGAGGACGAGCCUGCGUCUGCCGGGCAGCGACGGCAUGAAGCGGACGCUCGGCAGGAGACAUGGAAUGUGGUUUCGGUUUCGGAAAGUAGUACUCUGGUUGUUGGGAGUGUACAUAGCCAUUCCAUUUCUAGUAAAAAUCUGUCCCGCUAUUCAGGCAAAGCUCGUCUUCCUGAAUUUUGUGAGAGUACCCUAUUUCAUUGACUUGAAAAGGCCCCAGGACCAAGGAUUAAACCACACCUGUAACUAUUACCUGCAACCAGAGGAAGAUGUAACUAUUGGAGUCUGGCACACAGUUCCUACAGUACUAUGGAAGGAUGCUCAAAGCAAGGAUCAGCCAUGGUACGAAGAUAUUUUGGGUUCUAAUCACCCUGUGAUCCUUUACUUACAUGGAAAUGCAGGAACCAGAGGAGGCGAUCAUCGUGUUGAACUGUAUAAGGUUCUGAGUUCACUUGGUUUCCAUGUAGUCACAUUUGAUUAUCGAGGUUGGGGAGACUCAAUAGGCACUCCCUCAGAGAGUGGAAUGACCUAUGAUGCUCUUCAUGUUUUUGACUGGAUAAAAGCAAGAAGUGGAGAUAACCCAGUUUAUAUAUGGGGGCACUCUUUAGGCACUGGAGUUGCAACCAACUUAGUGAGGCGUCUUUGUGAAAGAGAAACUCCCCCUGAUGCUCUCAUCUUGGAAUCUCCCUUUACAAACAUACGCGAAGAAGCAAAAAGCCACCCCUUUAGUGUAAUAUAUAGAUAUUUCCCAGGAUUUGACUGGUUUUUCCUUGACCCUAUAACGUCAAGUGGAAUUAAGUUUGCAAAUGAUGAAAACGUGAAGCACAUUUCAUGUUCUCUGCUUAUUCUUCAUGCUGAAGAUGAUCCUGUAGUUCCAUUUCAUCUUGGAAAAAAGCUAUACAACAUUGCAGCCCCAUCUCGGAGCUUCCGUGAUUUCAAAGUCCAGUUUGUUCCAUUUCACACAGAUCUAGGUUACAGGCAUAAAUACAUCUACAAGAGCCCAGAACUACCUCGAAUAUUAAGGGAAUUCAUGGGGAAAUCUGAACAUAAGCACCAUCACUGAAGACUACCAGGUUGGUAAACGUGCAAUUAUGUCCCCUGAGGAAGAAAAAGGAAACAUGAACACCUGCCUUGUUUUGAAAUCUAGGCACUGGAUAAGUCUCUGAUUGCUGCUCCACUCCUCAUGCAUCCCUUUGGAAUCCCAGCCUUUGGGGGAAGUAGGUAUGAAGAGCAAAUUUAGUUGGCUUCUGACCCUCAACCCCACCUAUGUUUUUCUUCUAAAGAAGAAGGGAACCAGACCAAUUGGAACAAUUAUGUUCAAGCACAAGAAAGACUUGGUUUUAAAAAAAAUGAUGAAAGUUAUAAACAUUCCUACAGAUGUGUGUGCUGGCUCGCAACAGUCUUCAAAGGACAAAAAAAAAAAACUUGCACUCAGAAACGCAAAUGGACUGCAGUUAUCUGCAAAAAAAUGUAACAGCUAUAAUAUUUCAAUGCUGCACUUAGAUUACUAGAUUUACAGGUUGUUCUCGUGUAGAAGUUAGUUCGGUGAAGAAUGCUUUUUCUUCGGUCAGUUAUCUAAUUGGGAAUUGGUGAAAAUGAAUGGAUUGUUUUGGUUUUUAAAUUCCUUUAAAAAGACGGAAGUUGGGAUAUUUACAAGAAGAUAUUUCAGAAUGAAAUGAAGGAUGUUUCUCCUUUAAAAUAAGGUAACUAUUUAGUAGUGAUAAUCUAAUAGUGAAUAAGUGUCCCUUUCUCUAUUGCCUUGCUUUUACAUUUCAUAGCACUCUCACAUAUAUAGAUAAUAUAUUCUUCAUAGACGAGUAUAUCUCCUUUAAUAUUAUUUCUCCUCAUUUCCAGGCCAUUGUCUUUAGGUGUCCAUGGAACUUAAGUGAUAUAAAUUACAGGUGGAGAGAUUUAUUGGAGGAACUCCUUUUUAAAAAUGGGGGUGCCUUUGAGCUUAGUCCUGCAAGGGAUGAUGGGACAUUUGUUUUUCCACUGUGGUGAAGAUGUCUUCCAAUCACCUCUAAUAGAGAGACACAUAUGCACUUUGGAGGGAAGAAAACUAUUACCCAUCUUUUAGUAAUCAUGAUUCUUUAUACCCCGAACCCUGUCAUUUUCCUUUUAAGAAAUACUCAGGUACAUUAGAGUUGGUCAGAAGUUUUCUUUUUCUUUUAAAGGGAUUCCAUAUAACUGAAUAUUUUAACUUCAUCUCCGUGAAUAGCACACCAGAUUCCCUCAAAAGGGAAAAUGUUAGCAUAACAUGUGUGAGAUGCCUAUUUUAAUCUAGACUAGUCAAAGGUACUGAAAAUUGAACAACUUUGUUAUUUUCCUGUCCUAAUCCAUUAAAACGAAUAUAUUUUUUCUGCUUAAAAUUAAAGGUUGGCUUUAUCUUUGUACUUCUGUUGAUAUUAUUGACACCUAGAGCUAUGUGAAAACUUUCUGAUCAAACUCAAAUGUUCCCUUCAGUUGGCAAAUGCCAGGCAGAGAACCUAGUUUCUCUUUAUUGUAGCAAAGCAAUUGCUGAAUUUAAAUUUAGCAGGCAACAUGCCGGUAACUCAUGGUAAUAAAUGUUGGAAUAUGAUUUUUAUGUUUACCUCUUUUAUUGAUAUUUGACCAUAUUGUUAUUGUGAACCUCAUGAAAUCAGUCCAUUGUGUUCAACUCUUCAAAAUCAUGGCAUAAUAACCCAAGGUCAGGGGCAAAGCUCCUUCACCUGGGUGAAGAUGCUGUACUCCUAUCGCUGUGUAGGGCAGUAGUUCUCAACCUGUGGGUCCCCAGAUGUUUUGGUCUUCAACUCCCAGAAAUCCUAACAGCUGGUAAACUGGUUGGGAUUUCUGGGAGUUGUAGGCCAAAACACCUGGGGACCCACAGGUUGAGAACCACUGAUGUAGGUCUGGAACUAGCCAUGAAACCACAGUUAAGCAUACUUUAUAUCCAACUAAACCCCACAUUAAACCAUGGUUUAGUUUCCUACCAUGUCUGACUUGUCUGGAAGUCACGUACCAUUCUGGUUUGGAUAUAAUAGAAAUCCAGAGGCUUUACUGACUGAAGGGAAGAGAAAAGGGACUAUGUCAGGUGCUUGAAGGUUGUGUAUACUUUGGUUCAUCUGAAAUAUAUAUAAGAUGAAAAGUGCUCUUGCGGUGCCUAUUUCUGUCACUUGCUACCAGACAGAUGGUACUGUUUGUUGAGGCAAUAUCUAUAUAUUCCAUCAAAUUGUUUGCUCAUGGAAUGUCAUGUCAGCUUUUUACUGUAUGUUAUCCCAUCUGUAUCAACUGCAUUAGGAUAAUUCAGGAUCACUUUUAACCACAUGUGAAGGUAUUUAGAAUAGAUGCUGCAAAAGCCACAGACAGCUUCUGUGCACUUAACGCAAACCUGCCAUUCUUUCCUGGUCCUGGCAGUCCUUCUGUAAUUCUAGAUAUGACUUCUUGGUAUGUUUCAAUGGCCACCUUUAAGAUUCUAAGUCAUCAUUCAUGCAAGUCUGACAUAGAAAACAAUCUAAGGCGCUGUAAUUUGGAAACAGAGGAUUCAAGGCAGCAUGGCAGUUGAACCCAAAUGAAUUACUUUACAGUAGUCCUCUUAGUUUUGUGGGGAGAGCCUUGAGGUAUGUCAUUCAGUACACAUGCAAUAUUGAGUAUAGUGAUCCUAGAGUUCAGAAGUUAAUUCUUCAGUACGUAAAAGGCAUUGAUGAGUAAUGAUUGUAAAUGAAAUACUUGGAUUUUGCAUGCAUCAGACAUAUAUCUUUCAGCUCCAUCAUACUUGCAAGGAGGUAGUAGCUUAAUUGCGUAGACUUUUCUACUGUGGUGAAGUCUAUCAAGAUUGUGAGUCACAAUUAUCUCUGCAGUAGAUUGUGCCCUAUAAGAGUCUGUCUCUCUGCACAUACACACCCUCUUUCAACACACAGCGCUUUGGGUUAAUUGCAUUAAUGCUAUUUUGGCUCUUUUGUGGUAAACAAAAGAAACAUUCCAGUCAAUGCUGCUGCUGCAGACUCCUCCCACUGUAGUGUUGAUAAAAGUACGAACCAAUGUGGAAAUAACAAUUCCUCCCAUGCUACACCAAUAAGAGUCCAAAGCAUGCACUAGUGCUGUUUCUCCUGACACACAUGUACUAGUUGUUAGAACAGUGACAUGCUUUGAAAUGGAAAUGUUUAUAUCUAAAAGGUGUGUAGUUUUAAUAAAGCGAGUGACUUCUGA